Molecule: messenger RNA, 2369 nt
Organism: Strongylocentrotus purpuratus (purple sea urchin)
Lineage: Eukaryota; Metazoa; Echinodermata; Echinoidea; Camarodonta; Strongylocentrotidae
Gene: asb7
Product: ankyrin repeat and SOCS box protein 7
Exons: 4
Coding region: 239-1219 (326 amino acids)
Biological process (GO): intracellular signal transduction
Molecular function (GO): protein binding
Source: RefSeq, a predicted model, not a curated record
UCGACCUCGGUUCAUUCGCUCAAUUUAUCAGCCGAGUCGUAUUUUACCCGUGUGGGGACCGCUGCAGAGGCCAUGGCUACGAAAGUGUUGGCCGAAGCUCUGGGCAGCAUGAAAGGCCGAAUUGGCUUCAACAAUAAACAAAUCCUUGGGCUUGGCGUUGUCAGAGAGCAAUUAGUAUCGCAGCUGCCGUGAAACGUCAUUAAUAAUCAGAUUGGAAGUAUUUAUAUACUAAUUCAACAUGAUGGUGAGAGGACCAACUAGAAAGAGAACCCGCAGAUUCAGCUGUGUUGAUCCAAUGAACCAGGAGGCGAGACAAGCUGUUGCCGUUGGUAACGUAAAACGCGUCAAAGAGCUUCUAUUGAUCGGGUUGUCUCCCAAUGAGGCUGACUGUAAUGGCUGGACUCUUCUUCAUCUUGCAUCAUCAAGAGGAAGGGAGAGGGUUCUCAGGGAACUCCUUGAACAUCAAGGCUCUCCAUGUGCUAGAGAUGGGAUAGGAGGAUUCACCUGUCUGCACUACGCAGCCAUGCAUGGAAGAACCCGUCUAGCUCAGCUUCUACUAGAAUACGACAAAGACAACAAGUAUGACCUGGUCAACUCACCCAGCUCCGAUGGCUGGACACCUCUCCAUGUAGCAGCUCACUACGGUAGGGAGUCCUUCGUCAGGAUGCUCCUGCAGCAAGGAGCGAGAGUGGACGCUCUGAGCACCAAGGGUACAAGCCCCCUGCAGCUUGCCAUCAUCAGGGAAAAGGUUCCCUGCGUCAAGCUGCUCUUGGCGUAUGCUUCAGACAUUGAUAUCCAGAGCGGUUUCCCUCUGAGGUAUACCAUCUUGAAAGGAAAUAUGUUUUUAGCCAGACUGCUCCUGCUGAACGGUGCUAGCCCUAACCUCGGUAGGUCUGAAGAUGGACAGACACCCUUACACCUAUCAGCGAUGAAAGACGAUACAGCUUGUUGUGUAUUGCUGUGUAGGUUUGGUGCUGAUAGCCAUGCUGUCAAUGAUGAUGGAAAGACUCCUCUUGAAAUGUACAAGUCUUUGAAUGAAGGAGACACCGGUGCUAGUUUGUCAGUUCUUACCGUGCCAUCAAGAACUCCUAGAACUCUUCAGGAUCAUUGUCGUUUGGUUAUCCGCCAUAGACUUGGUCAGAAAGGACUACACCAUAUCAAUCUCUUACCCAUUGCCAACAUUGUGAAAGACUAUGUGAGAUACAAAGACCAUUACUGAUGCCCGGGACAUUGCAAAGCAUUGUUGAAGACUUAAGAAGCUAUUGCCACCUGCCAUAUCAUCAUUUGUAUGACUAUUUAUUGGAAUGCAAUGUGGAACUGGACUGGACUGGACUUCCUGCUUCAGUUGCUAAUCAUUUGGUCUUGGGGAGGCCCUCAUAGGGUGGAUUGCGUAGGAAGAGGAUGAGAGUGGCUCUGAAGAAGAGGAAGAAGAAAAUUGGCUAUGAAGCCCAUUUGUGUGGUCUUCAAUGAUCAGGCCUUGACAUACAUGUAGUCCAGAUUCUGUCUUGUUUUUUUUUUUUUCCUUCUCAAUCACCUAUAUAGCGGUGCCUCCACUCAUCGCACCAUCCCCCAACUGUCGAGAAAAAGGAGAGGCAAGGACCGGUUCAGCGUUAAGGUUGUGUUAUUUUCUCAGUGGAUUGGGCGUGUGACACAGAAACAGUCGUGGCAGUUGAGUACUAGCCUUGACAGUGCUCAUGAACUUGGGAAUUCCAUGCUGAAUAACUGGUGUGCCAGGUGUGGAGAUGCAGCAUUCUUGAAAACCGGAGUUAUUUCCUAAAAAAAACGAUCCCAAAUGCUCGUUCAGAUAUGGCAAGGUUAACUGCCGCCAAAAGAAAGCCCCUCCACAGUCAUCUGUGUAAAUGAAGGGCAUCUGCAUGCAACAAAGGUCCCACAUGUAUUCACUAAGCUCUGUAUUAUAAGAUUAUAUCAAGUUUAUUAUAUGAAAUGUAUCACACUUCACGUCAUCAUAAUAAAACCCUCACGGUUUUGCCACGUCAUAGCUGAUCAAGCCUUUAGUAUGAUUGCUUGGACCCCCCCCCCCACAAAAAAAGUGCAUGUUUAAGCAAUAUUAUGCGUUUCAACAGAAUGUCCACAGACCUACUUAAGACUUAUAACUGACGAUUGAGAACAUAUGGCCUUCAACAGGCAUCCUAGGACAGCUAGCAUGAGAUAAAUCCAGCAAACGGAGAUAUUUGUAUAAUAUUGGGUGGCUUUGAGUGUGAUACAAGAAAAUAUUGCUUGAGCUAUGUCAAUAUUGAACGAAUCAGAAGAGUUCAAUAUUGUCAUAGCGAGAGCAAUAUAUUAUUGUAUCACACAAAAACAAAGCCAUAUAAUAUUAUUAUUAUCUAUAUCAAGCUGACUAGCGAAGU